UUGCUGUGAGGAAUUAUAAAUUAUUUCUCUGAAGAAAAUACACACAGAGACAUAUUUGCAAGACUUCCUUCCCACUCCGUAAUUAUCUUCACGACAGGCAGAUAAACCAGCCCCAGGAUGAGGAGCCUUCUUCGGUUUCUGGCGCUCUGUGCUGCAGUCGCUCUCUGCGUCUGCUACGACUCCCAUGAAAGCACAGAAUCCUUUGAAGAUGUGUUUGUGCCCCCAAACCAAGCCAAUUCGUUCAUCACACCGCAGAGGCCCAACGUAUACAACGUACCCAGAGGAAACGGCCUUGGCUAUUACAGAUUCACAAGGAGGCCGAAGUCCCCAGCAGAGAAGCGUAAGGAGAUCUGUGAGGACUACACUCUCUGCCGCUUCUACGCCUACAACCACGGCUAUCCGCAGGCCUACCUGAGAUACUUUGGCUCCCAGAUCCAGCCCCAGAGGCCAGCUGGACCUCGCCGAUACUAAACUCAAAGUAUCACUCUGUCACUUGCUGAAUUGUUCUAAUCCUCUGGAUAUGAACACUUCAUUCCACAAUUUUGAUAUAAUUUAUGUGUUUGUCUUGUUUCUGUAGCUGGACAGAAGAGGACACACUGAGCCCUCCAGUGUGGCUCAGGUGUCACACCAGCCCAUCAUUAUACUCCUGUAGAAAUGCACGGCCCAUCUCUUGUAUAAUCUCUGAAUAACCUUUAUCCAUUAUUAUCACACUUUCACAGCAUUUAUGAGCUUUAUGUGAUCUGCUUGAGUGUUUUGUUCACCAACUGCUAACCAUUUAUUACAUUAUCAGUAGGGGGUUCUGAUCCCGGCCAGCGCUGCAGUCACUGAUUAUCUCCACUGCCUUGAGAAAAAUAAUAAAUUCCCUUUUCCUGGG
This is a messenger RNA of Monopterus albus (swamp eel), 874 nucleotides long. It is a transcript of the gene mgp, whose product is annotated as matrix Gla protein. The record is from RefSeq and is a predicted model, not a curated record. Gene Ontology annotation, molecular function: calcium ion binding. The coding region runs from base 118 to 471 and encodes 117 amino acids. NCBI's taxonomy places the organism in Eukaryota, Metazoa, Chordata, Actinopteri, Synbranchiformes, Synbranchidae. Gene Ontology annotation, cellular component: extracellular region. The transcript has 5 exons.